Thunnus maccoyii (southern bluefin tuna) is the source of this 4462-nucleotide messenger RNA. Its product is annotated as toll-like receptor 13. NCBI's taxonomy places the organism in Eukaryota, Metazoa, Chordata, Actinopteri, Scombriformes, Scombridae. Bases 228 to 3080 code for a protein of 950 amino acids. Gene Ontology annotation, cellular component: membrane. Gene Ontology annotation, biological process: toll-like receptor signaling pathway; immune response. Gene Ontology annotation, molecular function: transmembrane signaling receptor activity; protein binding. The transcript is spliced from 4 exons. The record is from RefSeq and is a predicted model, not a curated record.
CACACACACAUGCAUGUUCCUCUUUUUCAGUCCGUAUGUGUUUUAAAGUGUCAGCAGAAGUUGGAUUACCAGCCACUCCUUUCAUAAACGCUGCUAAAUAAGAUCAUGUAGAAGUGAUUUGAGCGUCAUUCAGAGUCUGCAGUCAAACGUCUCAUCGGCUGGUCGAACCGCAGAAGAGUCGGGAAGUCAACGCCGCUGUCGUCCUCCAGCAGAUCCUGCAGAUCAUCAUGCGACGCCGUCUCUGUUUCCUCUUCUUCCUUCUCUUUCUGCUGCCUCGUUUUAACCCCUCGCUGGCUUUCUCUCUGAAAAACUGCACUAUCGAAUAUUCUGCAGACAUCACUGAUGUUUCGGUUACCUGCACAGAUCGAGACCUCGCCGCCGUUCCUGAUGACAUCCCCAAAACCGCCGUAUCUCUCGAUCUCAGCUCCAAUCAGAUCCUGAGGAUCAACCGGACUGAUCUAAGCGGUUUAUCAAAGCUUGUUUACUUACAGAUGGUGUUAAACUCAAUGUCGCACAUUGAUGACGGCGCUUUUGCAGACUUAGUGGAGUUAACAGACCUUGAUAUAAGUUAUAAUGACCUCACAAACCUGACAGACAACAUGUUUCAGGGACUGACCAAAUUAGUGAGUCUGUCUUUGAACCGAAAUCAGAUUGCAUACAUCUCUCCGCUGGCCUUUCAGACGCUGAUAAACCUACAGAAAGUAGACCUGAACAUAAAUGAGCUACAUCAAAUUACUGAUAUUGUGUCUAUUUUACAGCUGUCAAGCUUAAAAGAACUAGACAUUGGGAUAAACAGAUUCACCACCUUUGAUUCUGACGACCUGCAUUUAAACAUCUCAAACCUCACGACACUGCAGUUGAAUUUGAAUCCACUAAGAAAGUUCAGCAUUACAAAAGACGUCUUUCCUCAUCUUCAGUCUCUCGAUUUGUCCAAAUGCAGCAUUGGCUUUGAGUGGAACGUACCGGACAAGACGUUUCUGAGGGGUUUGACUAGUUUGUAUUUAAGUGGAACUGAAAUAAGUUUUGAAACGUACAGCGCGAUGCUUCAGAGCGCCGAGUCAGUGGAGUAUCUCUGGCUCAGCUACACGACAGAAUGGUUCGAUAAAGGUCUGAUAGACGUCGCCUGCCAGAUUCCUGCUUUAACAAGUCUCGAUUUGACUUUUAACGACAUUCACGUUUUAAACGACACACUGCUUCAGCCUUGCUCCAAAAUCACAGAGCUGGCUUUAGUUGGUAACGUCAUGACCGACCUUUCCGAGAACUCGCUCAGACCUUUGAGUCGGCUCAUGGAACUGCAGUUACACCAUAACUUUCUACCACGAGUGCCGCUCGCCAUCAGAGGCCUCUCCUCACUUGCAGUCCUAUCUCUGAGUUCAAAUGAUAUCGGAGAGCUCGGCUGCUCCGACUUCCUGAACUUGACGAGAUUGAUGCAGCUCUACCUCAGUAACAAUCGCAUCUCAAAACUCAGAGGAUGUGUUUUUCGAGAGUUGAAGAUUUUACAAUUACUCUACCUUGAAGAAAAUCCAAUUUACAGUUUGGAUGAUACUUUCAAAGUCAGUUUGAGGAACUUGCGCAUUUUGAAUAUGCACAUGAAUGAUUUUAAGGGACUCGAUGAAGGAGACUUUGGGAAUCUGUCUUCCCUCCUGUCUUUGGAUUUAGAGUCACAGUCAGAAUGCAGGGUGGAAAACGGGACUUUUGAAGGUCUUGAUCAUCUCCAAACUCUUAUCCUUGCACCGUACUCUCUCAGGACAGACAUGUUCAGAGGAAUGCCACACUUAAAGGAUGUGACACUGUUCCUCCCCAAUUUUUUGAACAGCUUGAGUCAUCAAGUACAUAAUGAGCCACCUUUCUUAAAUGUACCGUCUUUAAGGAAGCUUAUAAUCCAGAACAACAAUAAAUAUGCCAUGGUUAUCUCACCAGACCUGCUCAGAGGUUUGGAAUCUUUAGAGCACUUUGCAGCUGUAAAUUUCUUCGCAGGGUCACCACACCAAGACACAUUUACAUUCACUCCUCGACUGACAGAACUUCAGAUAACCGACAGUAACGUCUCACAUCCAAAACCUGAACUGUUUCGGCCGAUCCCGAACCUGAAGUCUCUCGAUCUGUCCAAAAACAAGCUCAGAUCUUUGGAUUUUCUGGCUCAGGUCGACCUGCCGGCUCUCGGCUGGUUGAAACUGAGUGAGAAUGAGUUGACGGUGAUCAAUGAAACGGUCUUCCAGUCUCUGCCUGCACUAACAUAUCUGGACCUGCUUGGUAACCCUUUCACCUGUGACUGCUCUAACAUCGGCUUCAUCCAAUGGGUGAAGAGCAACAACCAGACACAAGUUCUUUACGCCUACCAGUAUGCUUGUUCUUUUCCUCCAAGUUUUCAAGGAAACAAGCUGCUGGACUUUGACAUCCAGUCCUGCUGGAUGGACAUUAACUUCUUCUGCUUCAUUUCCAGCACUUGUCUGGUUGUGCUAACGCUCCUCACAUCCUUCAUCUACCACUUUCUGAGGUGGCAGCUAGUCUACAGCUUCUACCUCUUCCUGGCCUUCCUCUAUGACAGCAGGAAGAGGAAGAAGGAAUCUCGUCACUGCUACGACGCCUUCAUCUCCUACAACGUUCAUGAUGAGGCCUGGGUUUACAGAGAGAUGCUUCCAGUGCUGGAAGGAGAGCAGGGCUGGAGACUCUGUCUGCACCACAGAGACUUCCAACCAGGUAAGCCCAUCAUAGAGAACAUUACAGACGCCAUCUACAGCAGCAGGAAGACCAUCUGUGUGAUCAGCCGGCGCUACCUGCAGAGCGAGUGGUGCUCCAGAGAGAUCCAGAUGGCCAGCUUCCGUCUGUUUGACGAGCAGAAGGACGUGUUGAUCCUGCUGUUUCUGGAGGAGAUCCCGGCCUAUCAGCUGUCUCCGUACUACCGUAUGAGGAAGCUGGUGAAGAGACGCACCUACCUGAGCUGGUCGCAGGCCGGCCAACACACGGGAGUCUUCUGGCAGAACGUACGGAGAGCUCUGGAGACGAGGGACGCUCCCACCGAGAACACCAACCUGCUGACUGCCGCCCUGGCUCCAGACCAGGCCUGUGGCUACGACUGAAUGUCAUGUCCUCUGUAUUUGUUUUUGUGAAUUUGGGGGUUUUAGUAACCCAGUGGAGGUUUCUACAAUCAAAAACUUAUGCACAGUAGUUUUUUAAUAAGCUGAUUCCUGUAUUUCGAGAUUCGAUAUGCUUACAUUUGACUUCUUUUAAGCCAACAAAUAAAUACAUAAAUUAUGUCAGAAACUCAUUUCUAGCAGUGUGGAAAUUGCCAUUAAACUCUUUAGACCUUAAUGUUGGGAUAUUUAAAAAAAAAGCUUAAUAUAGAGACUCACAGGUGUAGUUGGUAAACUAGUGUAGUUGAUGAGCUAACCGCUAACACGCUAAAACAACAAAGAAACAACAGCUCUCCAAACUAGUACUAGUAAUGUACCUUUACAUAAGUAAAGGUACAUUCUCAAUAAAUAUGCAGAAUGUCCCUCAUAUUCUUAUAUUACAUGUUUUUAACUGAUGCAUUAACAUUUAUACGCAGCAUUUUAAUUUUGUAGCUGGUCAUGGUUGGAGCUAAUUUAAACGGUUUUAUGUACUGUUGCAUAUGUAUUGUUUUAAACUGUGUAUAUAUUAAUCUGCAAAGUAUAUAGCUGGUAAAUUUAGGUGCCGAGUUUAUGUAGUGAAGGAUAUUUGCCUCUAAAAUGUAGUGAAAUAGUCAAGUAAAGUGCGUAAAGUUCUACAGUAAAUGAACAUAUAAGCACCACAACCAGGUCUUUUGUUGGAUUGGAGAAAUAGUUGCUGUCAACAUUUUGAUCAUUGUUAUAGAUAAUUGCUAAUUGAUAUAUUUAACUGCAUGUAAACAGAGAAUAAAUACACAUUAAAUGUGAUCCCAUUCUUUUUUAAGAGAGGUGAGUUGUUGUUGUUGGGCUCUUUGUUUGUUUGUUUGUUUUUGUUUUUUAGUAUUAGCACACACUAAUGCUAAUGCUAAUGAAGACAGUCUCGCUAUGCAGAUUUGUACUUUCUACAGUAGCUACUGUUAUCUUCUGUUCCAGCCCACCUAGAUAUUUCUUCAAUAUCAAGACGAACUUUUAGUUAAAUGUUCCUUGUAAGGUGUUACGACUGACUCGCAGGGAGAUACACAUCAAACUGAGCAGUGACAAACUGAAAUUUCUUAAAGUAAAUUACCUGAUAAUUAUGAUGGGGUAUGAAAGUCAGGAUCAGUGGUUUAUGAGAGUGCAUGGAUGCAGUGGCUGAUGGGAGGCACAUGUUGUUAGUGUUAAAACAAAAGAAAGCAACACAAAAGAAGCAUCCUGAGCUUGGCGAGGGGUGAAGGGACCGACACACACUGGCCAGGUGUUCCCAAGGUGUUCCCUUAACAAAAGUGACCAUUUUAAACCAAACCAUCAUCUUUAAACCUAACCAGACCUGAACCAGACCGCUGUCACAUCAUAAA